AGGGGGUAUGGCGGCGGCGCCGGGCGGAGGCUGCUCGGCCUCCGGCUCGGGCUCCGGCUCUGUCCCGGGGCCUGUUGCGGCUGCUCGACCUAAGGUGGCCCCGAGCGUGGACUUUGACCACAGCUGCUCGGACAGCGUGGAGUACCUGACUCUGAACUUCGGACCUUUCGAGACUGUGCACCGAUGGCGCCGCCUCCCACCCUGCGACGAGUUCGUGGGCGCCAGGCGCAGCAAGCACACGGUGGUGGCAUAUAAGGAUGCUAUUUAUGUGUUUGGAGGCGACAAUGGAAAGACGAUGCUGAAUGACCUGCUGCGCUUCGAUGUCAAGGACUGCUCCUGGUGCAGGGCUUUCACCACAGGGACACCGCCAGCCCCGCGCUACCAUCACUCCGCCGUUGUCUAUGGGAGCAGCAUGUUUGUGUUUGGCGGCUACACUGGCGACAUUUACUCGAAUUCCAAUUUGAAGAACAAGAACGACCUGUUUGAAUACAAGUUUGCCACUGGGCAGUGGGCAGAGUGGAAGAUUGAAGGGCGGUUACCAGUGGCGAGGUCAGCGCAUGGGGCGACCGUGUACAGUGACAAGUUGUGGAUCUUUGCAGGUUACGACGGAAACGCCCGGCUCAAUGACAUGUGGACCAUCGGCCUUCAGGACCGAGAACUGACCUGCUGGGAAGAGAUCGAGCAGAGCGGCGAGAUCCCGCCUUCCUGCUGUAACUUCCCCGUGGCUGUCUGCAGGGACAAGAUGUUUGUGUUUUCAGGGCAGAGCGGGGCCAAGAUCACCAACAGUCUCUUCCAGUUCGAGUUCAGAGACAAAGUCUGGACUCGGAUUCCCACGGAGCACUUGCUGCGCGGCUCGCCACCCCCUCCACAGCGAAGAUAUGGGCACACCAUGGUCGCCUUUGACCGGCACCUGUACGUGUUUGGGGGUGCGGCCGACAACACCCUCCCUAACGAGCUGCACUGCUAUGAUGUGGACUUCCAGACCUGGGAAGUCAUCCAGCCGAGUCCCGACAGCGAGCUGCCCAGCGGGAGGCUCUUCCACGCGGCUGCUGUCAUUUCAGACGCCAUGUACAUAUUUGGUGGCACGGUGGACAACAACAUUCGCAGCGGUGAAAUGUACAGGUUUCAGUUUUCCUGCUACCCCAAGUGUACGUUACAUGAAGAUUAUGGCCGCCUGUGGGAGAGCCGCCAGUUCAGUGAUGUGGAGUUCAUUCUGGGAGAGAAGGAAGAACGGGUUCGAGGACACAUUGCAAUUGUCACUGCGCGCUGCAAGUGGCUUCGGAAGAAGAUAAUGCAGGCCCGGGAUCGAGUGCGACAGAGAUCUAAGCUAGAGCCAGAGGAGGAGGGGUCGCUCCCCCCACCGAAGGAGGGGCCGGGUGCCGUGGCGGGCGUGAAGCUGCCCCUCCCGCCUUCCCUGCUGGAGGUGGCAAUCCGUGAGGCCGAGGCACAGCCCUUUGAGGUGCUCAUGCAGUUCCUGUACACGGACAAAAUCAAGUACCCUCGCAAAGGGCACGUGCAGGACGUUCUGCUCAUCAUGGACGUCUACAAGCUGGCCCUGAGCUUCAAGCUGUGCCGCCUGGAGCAGCUCUGCCUGCAGUACAUCGAGGCCUCCGUGGAUCUGCAGAAUGUGCUCACUGUGUGCGAGAACGCCAACAAGCUGCAGCUGGACCAGCUCAAGGAGCACUGCCUGAACUUUGUGGUGAAGGAGUCCCACUUCAACCAGGUGAUCAUGAUGAAGGAGUUUGAGCACCUCUCAUCCUCCCUGAUUGUGGAGAUCGUGCGGAGGAAACAGCAGCCGCCCAUCCGUGCCCACUCAGAGCAGCCAGCCGACAUAGGGACUUCGCUGAUCCAAGACAUGAAGGCCUGCUUGGAGGGGGCAGGGACAGACUUCUGUGACAUCACCCUCCUCCUGGACGGGCACCCCCGCCUGGCUCACAAGGCCAUUCUGGCUGCCCGCUCCAGUUACUUUGAAGCCAUGUUCCGGUCCUUCAUGCCCGAGGAUGGCCAAGUCAACAUCUCCAUUGGGGAAAUGGUGCCCAGCAAGCAGGCCUUCGAGUCCAUGCUCCGCUACAUCUACUACGGGGAAGUGAACAUGCCCCCUGAGGAUUCUCUCUAUCUCUUUGCCGCCCCCUAUUACUAUGGCUUCUACAACAACCGGCUCCAAGCUUACUGCAGGCAGAAUCUGGAGAUGAACGUGACAGUGGAGAACGUGCUGCAGAUCCUAGAGGCUGCCGACAAGACGCAGGCCCUGGACAUGAAGAGGCACUGCCUUCACAUCAUCGUGCACCAGUUCACCAAGGUUUCCAAGUUGCCCAACCUUCGAGCCCUGAGCCAGCCUCUCCUCGUGGACAUCAUCGAGUCUCUGGCCACUCACAUAUCUGACAAGCAGUGCGCCGAGCUGGGCUCCGACAUAUGACGCCCUGGUUGGGGGGGGGGGGUGCCUCGGCUGGCUGUUCAGGGGCCCUCUGCAGCCCUGGGAAGCUCUGUGUGCUCAGAGGGGCCUGGGCAGAAGCUCAGAUGCCCAGUGGGCCCAGCGCGAGGGGGCUGACGGGCAGAGAAGACCCCCUAGCUGAGCUGGAACACAUCUGUGAACUCUUGGAAGUGCGUGCAAGGGACCACUCCCUUCUGCCAGAGCUGUGGGGGAGCCCCCCAGGACUGAAUUGAGCCUUUGCUCAGAUCUCGGGCUUGGAUUUUUAAGAGACCAGUCAGUAGUUGCUCUACUUUGAAAGACCAUUUAGAGGGAGUAACAGAAGUUUUGUACUUGGGCACCCCUGGGCUUGCUAGAGGGGAGGCCAGCCCCACUCCCAUGGCCAAGGAUGAAGGCUGGGGUGGACAGAACAGGAGCCUGGAUUCUCUCCCCUCCCUGUGUUCCUGGCCUGGUCAGAGAGGCCCAGCCUUUAGAAGUCCCAUAUUACCCCCAGCCGGGAGGCACAGGAGGGUCCAAAUAGGGACCCACUGUUGCCCGGGCAGCCACAGGUACUCAUGGGGCCUCUGCUCUUUUCUCCAGGUCAGUUAUUUCCCACGUCCCUGCCCAUCCUUGUCCUUCCAGUGCUUGUGGCCUUUGUCACUCUCCUUCCCUGUCCCUGCUGGGCAUUCUGGUUUGCUGCUCCUGUUAAGGUCCGAGGGCCAAACCCCACCCCCCUUCCUGGUUGUCAAGGGGUGGUGGCAGCCACUGACUGGUUCUGGUGGGAUGGUGAGUGCCCUUGGCCGGGAGCAGCCCCAUGGCUCUCCACAAGUGGCAGGGAAGGCACCAGCUUGUCCUGUCCUCCCCCCUCCUGGGGGGGGAGUUCAGGUUUAAGCCAGGUGGAAUAUCCCCAUUUCAUUACCUCUGAGUGGGAAGGGUGGCCACUUGGCCAGUUAUGGGGCUUAGAGCCUGAGGUUUGGCCCAGAGGAGCCCUCUGGCCUCCCAGCUCCCUGUGGUGGUGGCAGCCCCCACAACCCCCUCUGCCUAGCAGGGCUCUGGUGGCCCCAGGGAGAACUGACCUCUCAGAGGGCCCUGACUUAACCCAUCCUCUCCGCUCCUAUAAACCGUCAGACUUGGGCUGGGCUGCCCCACGUGCUGUCUCUUUGUUAAUUAAGUGGACGACUAAUGGACCAUCAGCCGCAAUGGGAGACAUGUACCUGCCCUAGCUGACUGUCGAGCACGACCCAACCAAACAGAUUCGGUCCUUGGAGGCCCACGUAGCCAUCGGCCGUCCAGCUCCUGAAUUAGUCAAGAAGUGUCUGAAUGGGGUCCUGGCUGAGUGACCCUUUGGGCACUGAUGCCUAGAGACAUCUUUCUUACCUGUGACUGUUCUGAAUAGAAAUAAAGAAUUCUGACAAGGAA
Molecule: messenger RNA, 3826 nt
Organism: Dromiciops gliroides (monito del monte)
Lineage: Eukaryota; Metazoa; Chordata; Mammalia; Microbiotheria; Microbiotheriidae
Gene: LZTR1
Product: leucine zipper like transcription regulator 1
Exons: 20
Coding region: 8-2416 (802 amino acids)
Cellular component (GO): Golgi apparatus
Molecular function (GO): protein binding
Source: RefSeq, a predicted model, not a curated record